GAAAUUUGAUUCUUCCUCUGUUGUGGAAGCCCGGACUCUUUUAUCCCCCCGUACCUAUUCAACCGUGGCAUGGCAUUGUAGUGCAACACUCAUUUGUGCCAUAGACAGUGAGCUACCGUCACUUUUUCUUCUUCUCUUCUCUUGCGGCUUGUCCGCUUGCCGUUUUCUUUCUGGCUCGUCGAUAGCUUGCGUAGUCUGUCUAAUACCACCAAGCAGAGGCGCCCCUUUUCACCCAUUCAUCCGACCAUCCACACACAAUCCAAUCCCUGCUUGUGUAGCUUGAGGGGGUUGUGUGUGAUUGUGCCUGUGUCUCCGUUCUUCGAAUAAGCCGACGGCACGAUUCCAUCGCGGCGGCCAUUCGGGGCUUCUCGCUUCGGCGCGCAUUCGGGGAAUCGCAUCCCAUAACGACCCGACCAAUAUGCCCAGAAGAGUCUCGUUGGUCUUGAGGAGAUAACAGCCACGCUGUAUUAUAAUGCGAAGCCUUUCGAAGCGAUUAAUGCCCGUUUUCGGCCGCUGGGGGCCUGUGCUCCUUGCGGUCAUUGUUGUCUAUUAUUUAAUUCGAGCCCCCAUAUCUCUCGCUGUAUCGUCCGCGCGGCUGAAUCACAACGAUGGCAACCGACAAAAUGUCCAAGGCCCAGCCCUCGGCCCUGCUGGUGCCGCCCAGGACAUUCGCGAUCAAAAUGCACAACAACCCAUGGGCGGGCCCAGGCCAUACCAAAAACACUACAAACCUGCACCUCCCCGAUAUCCUGCCCUAGACGACCACUUCCCGUGGUUGACGAAAUCAAAAGUGGCGCCGCCCGUCCCUGAACAUCACCUUCCGCCGAGCCCGCACGUCGAUGAGGCCACACCUCUUUUGAUAGGCUUCACGAGCAAUUGGCCGCUGCUGCUCCAAUGCGUGAGCAGUUAUGUCGCUGCAGGUUGGCCGCCCUCUGAUAUUUACGUGAUAGAGAAUACGGGCACAUUUAGCUCCAAUCAGCGGGGCGAACUUUCACUUCAAAAUCCUUUUUUUCUUAACCAUACCGCCCUUCAUCAACUGGGCGUGAACGUUAUCAUGACACCUACGCUGCUCAGCUUUGCUCAGCUACAUAAUUUCUAUCUACAUACAGCCUUGAUGCGGCAGUGGCGCUUCUUUUUCUGGGCCCACUCGGAUUCUAUAGUUUUUAGUGAUGAGGACGUAAGGAGGAAGGACCGUGAUCACGACUGGGACCACGAUCCCUUUGCCACACUGUACGAGCGCUCUAUUGGCCUGAUGCGCUACCUAAACGGUCCUGAGAUGCCGCCAUGGGCUACACAUUUCUUCGCUUACGACCUUUUUACACUGGUCAACCGGGAUGCUUACCUCGACGUGGGUGCUUGGGACACGCACAUCCCGUACUACGCGGCUGAUUGCGAUAUGUACCUGAGGCUUCACUGGGCUGGCUACUGGCAACCCCAAAGCGAGGCAGGCUUGGUAUUCGAUGUCGGUGUCCCAAUGAAGGACAUUGGGGCUCUAUUCCGGCUGCCCGGAUCGCACGCUGGCUUCGCUGGCGACCCUGUAUUCAGGCCAGCGGAUGAGAAGGCCCAACCCCAUCGUGAAGCCGAACUUAAGCGCGAGCAGGACAUGUGGGGCUGGGUCGAGAAGGAGGGUGAAGCAUUCCAGCAUCUUAUCGAGGUCGCCGAACGCAUGCAGAAUGUCAAAUGGGCUGGAAACAGCCUCUCCAAGGCCACCUGGCAGGGUCGCCAGACUGGUGGCCAGGGUGAGCCCUACUACCGUGACGGUCCCGGUUUCACCGCCGGAAUCGAGGAGUUGACCAAUGCUGGCCGCCGGGUAUUCGCCGAGAAAUGGGGACACCGCGGCUGUAAUUUGCUCGAGCUAGGAAUCGAAGGCAAGGACGAGUGGAAGCUCGACCAUGAUUGGGACAUGACCAAGGAGAGCGGCCACGAAGGCGGCGACUGGGGCAAGGACUGGAGUAAGAAUCCCUCGCAACAACUCGCCAACCUCGGUAUCGCAUAAGCAUUGGUUUUCGUUAAAAACAAAAUUGUUUUUGGUGCUUUUUAUUGCUGCAUUUUCUUGCCGCUGCUUUUGAUUUUUUUACUCUCCGCAAGUGGGGAUUGCUCUAUAGAACGCGGACACUGAUUCAUAUGGCUCUUUGCAGUGACAGAGGACCAGUAAACAGGGAGAAUGGCUAACGGAAAAGAAUCCCAAUGGGGUUCUUGAUGUGCAUUGUUAUGCCGAGGGGAGGUGGGAGGCGGUAUCAGUCACAAGUGUUUGCACGACUCUGAACGAUGAACGAAUUGGUCGUUUACCUAGGUAUAUACCCAUGUACCGGUUCUUUUGCAACCGACGAUGUAUCGAGACUCUGUUCCGUUCAGUGGAGACGUGGUGCGCGAGCAACACGACGGGGAUAUCCUGAUACUCGUUGUGGUACGAGGCGAAGGUUAUGGAACUACCCUUCGCAGAACUAGCUUUUUGCCAUAUUAUCAGGUUGGAUGAAAUCGGGGAAGGAGGUUUCGCAUUUGGGGAGUUGAAGAUGUUAUCCGGCGUUCGACGGUGGUCUUCCUGUGUGUUGGGUCUGUUCCGGUGAUAGAAUAUUUGAGGAUUCAAAGGGCAGAAAGAGAUUUUCAACUGUAUAUAUUGAUUGUAUAAUUACGAACAUAUCCUAACUGUGUAUAUGUCUCA
This is a messenger RNA of Xylaria bambusicola, 2662 nucleotides long. RefSeq lists its product as uncharacterized. The transcript has a single exon. The coding region runs from base 473 to 1996 and encodes 507 amino acids. NCBI's taxonomy places the organism in Eukaryota, Fungi, Ascomycota, Sordariomycetes, Xylariales, Xylariaceae. The record is from RefSeq and is a predicted model, not a curated record.